AUGGGUAGCACUGCUGAUCCGCAUGUUGUCAACCUCCCUUGCCUGUCGUGUGAGGAUGCCGUCGAGUUAUCCGAACCCGAACUGUAUGCUACUGUUGAGACCUGGAUCCACGGCUUAAACGACGCAUUAUGUGCGGCGGAUUUCAUCAAGUUAAAGUCACUGUUUCAUGGGGAUGCCUGGAUGCGGGACCUGCUUGCCAUGUCAUGGGACUUUCGUACCCUCAAUGGCCAAGACAAGAUAAUACAUCAUAUGGAGUGCCACCUCACGUCCUCUGGCAUACAAAACAUUCGACUUCGAAAAUCAGCAUUUUUCCAACCGAACCUGAAGCAGUUGCCUGAUGUCGAAUGGGUUGAGGCCAUGUUUGACUUUGAGACCAAGGUGGGACUUGGAUCGGGUAUUGUUCGACUGGUCAAAGACGCUGGAAGUUGGAAGGUGUUCAUGAUAAGUUUCAUGUUACAGAAGCUAAAAAUAUUUAAUGAGACUACACACCUCAACAGGCCGCAUGGUGGGAACAACUCUCUCGGUGGAUCCGGGAAUUGGCAGGAAAGGAGGGAGAGACAAAAGGAGUUUUUGGAUGAGGAUCCUGCGGUAGUGGUUAUCGGGGCAGGACAAUCUGGACUUGAUGUUGGUGCUCGACUCGGGCAGUUAGGUGUAUCGACGCUCAUUAUCGACAAAAAUGAUCGAAUCGGGGACAAUUGGCGCAAUAGAUACAGAACACUGGUCACGCACGAUCCUGUCCAGUACACGCAUAUGCCGUACAUUCCGUUCCCAUCUAGCUGGCCCAUGUUUACUCCCAAAGAUAAGAUUGCAGACUGGUUUGAAGCAUAUGCAAGUCUCAUGGAACUCAACGUCUGGACCAAGACGACGAUAGAAACAUCGUCAUAUGAUGAAACCGCCAAAUCAUGGACUGUAACCCUCCGUUGCCGAGACGGGUCUUUCAGAACACUACGCCCACGCCACAUUGUCUUUGCUACCGGUCACUCUGGCGAGGCGCUUGUGCCCUCUUUUCCCGGUCAAGAUCAAUUCAAAGGUACAACCUACCACACAAGCUCUCACAAAGACGCAAGCCUCGACCCAAAAGUCGCCGGCAAAACGGUCGUAGUCGUGGGCACCGGCAAUAGCGGCCACGACAUUUGUCAAAAUUACUACGAGAACGGCGCAGAUGUAACUAUGCUCCAGCGAGGCGGAACAUAUGUCCUCACGGCGGAGAAGGGUGUCUUUAUGCUUCAUGCCGGCCUGUACGAUGAAACAGGCCCUCCCACCGAAGAUGCAGACAUCUAUGCACAGAGCAUGCCCAUCCCUGUUGCCUUCAACUUCAGCUCACACUUGACCAAGAGAAUCGCGCAAGUCGACAAGGACUUGCUUGACGGAUUGACCAAGGCCGGUUUUGAGCUUGACUCGGGACCGCAGGGCGCUGGUAUCAUGAGAAAGUAUCUCACUCGCGGAGGAGGGUACUAUAUUGAUGUCGGAUGCAGCCAACUCAUUGCCGACGGGAAAGUCAAAGUACGCCAGAGCCGCGGCGGAAUCAAGGCAUUCAAUGAGAGCGGAUUGGUGCUGGCGGACGGGUCGACGUUGCCCGCUGAUGUAGUUGUUCUUGCAACAGGGUACGAUAACAUGCGCACGUCGGCGCGCAAGAUUUUCGGCGACAAGGUUGCCGAUCGUCUUCAUGAUGUGUGGGAUCUCAACGAUGAGGGGGAGCUAAACGCAAUGUGGCGAUACAGUGGACAUCCAGGAUUCUGGUAUAUGGGUGGUAAUUUGGCCUUGUGCAGGAUAUACUCGCUACUCUUGGGUUUGCAAAUCAAGGCGUGUGAGGAGGGAUUUUAUGUGACCCCUAUCAACUCGCAAGAGGAGAUUAACAGGGGCAGAAUGUCCCUUGAGUAG
Messenger RNA from Metarhizium robertsii ARSEF 23, 1881 nucleotides. Its product is annotated as Flavin monooxygenase-like protein. The record is from RefSeq and is a predicted model, not a curated record. The transcript is spliced from 4 exons. NCBI's taxonomy places the organism in Eukaryota, Fungi, Ascomycota, Sordariomycetes, Hypocreales, Clavicipitaceae. Bases 1 to 1881 code for a protein of 626 amino acids. Gene Ontology annotation, molecular function: monooxygenase activity; flavin adenine dinucleotide binding.